GAAUGACUCACACAGACGCGCAGACAAAUUGACGGCAGUCCCGCCAAGCAUUCCGCGCCCUGGUUGAGCUGCAGGCGAUUAUAAGAGUCUGCUUGAGGAUGGGGGCAACUGAAAGUAAGCUUGCUUUUCGAAAGAGUGUCUUCCAACUUUACGAACAGAAGUCUUGCCAAUUCUCGGCUGCGUUCAUAUACGUUUCUAUGGCAACAUGAAAGUUGACCGACAAGAGACUCGUCGCGAACAAACCAUCAAACACACUCACAAAGUACAGGCGAUCAUUCCCACUAUGGCAUCCGAAAAGGCACAAGAGUUGAUGGACCAAAUCCGCCGCGAGGUGGCCAUGCAAAACUUUCAAGAACUCUUGUCCAAAAUCAAUACAAAAUGCUUUGCAAAAUGCGUAACAAAACCCGGAACAAAGCUCGAUAGUUCAGAACAGACUUGUCUGCAACGAUGCUCGGACCGAUACCAAGAAGCUUGGAAUGUGGUAUCAAACACGUAUCUUCGAAGAGCUCAAAAAGAGAAUGCUUUGUAGAGAGUUUUUUUGGCGUCCUUGCAUAAUAGAAAAUAGUUCUGGAGCAGA
Molecule: messenger RNA, 577 nt
Organism: Spizellomyces punctatus DAOM BR117
Lineage: Eukaryota; Fungi; Chytridiomycota; Chytridiomycetes; Spizellomycetales; Spizellomycetaceae
Exons: 4
Coding region: 206-529 (107 amino acids)
Source: RefSeq, a predicted model, not a curated record